This is a messenger RNA of Nilaparvata lugens (brown planthopper), 2962 nucleotides long. RefSeq names its product metal transporter CNNM2. Gene Ontology annotation, cellular component: plasma membrane. Gene Ontology annotation, molecular function: transmembrane transporter activity. NCBI's taxonomy places the organism in Eukaryota, Metazoa, Arthropoda, Insecta, Hemiptera, Delphacidae. The transcript has 7 exons. Bases 48 to 1334 code for a protein of 428 amino acids. Gene Ontology annotation, biological process: magnesium ion homeostasis; transport. The record is from RefSeq and is a predicted model, not a curated record.
UCUCAAGGAUCCCUGUUUACGAGACGGCGCGUCAUAAUAUCAUCACGAUGUUCUUCAUAAAAGACCUGGCGCUGGUCGACCCUGAUGAUAACAUACCCUUGAAGACGUUGUGCCAGUUCUAUGAAAACCCCUGCUACUUUGUCUUCGAAGACACCACGCUCGAUAUACUGUUCAAGCAGUUCAAGGAAGGAAACAGAGGUCAUAUGGCAUUCGUACACCGCGUGAAUUCUGAAGGAGACGGCGAUCCUUUCUAUGAAACCGUUGGUAUCAUAACUCUGGAGGAUGUCAUUGAGGAAAUAAUUCAGGCGGAAAUUAUGGACGAAACAGAUGUUUGGACCGAUAACAGGUCUAAACACAGGCGGGGCUCUAGAAGGAACCCAAAACAAGAUUUUACAAAGUUUGCCGAGCGAAGCGAGAUCCAGCGAAUUCAUAUUUCGCCGCAACUCACGUUGGCUACAUUCCAGUACUUGAACACUUCUUGCGAGCCGUUCAAGUCGGAAUUCAUCUCGGAAUCAGUCCUGAGUCGUCUCCUGCGGCAGGACAUCAUCCACCAGAUCAAGGUGCGUAAGGACAAGUCGCGAAAGGACGACCCACACCUGGUGAUCUACCAGCAGGGCAGACCGGUCGACUUCUUCAUCCUGAUCCUGGAGGGGAGGGUGGAGGUGACCGUGGGCAGGGAGAACCUCAUCUUCGAGAGUGGGCCGUUCACCUACUUUGGACUGCAGGCGCUCACGCAGACUGUUGGCGUUGCUGAAUCACCGACUGGUACGGCCACCUCACACAGCCAAUCCCAGCAGCUGGGCAGCUUGCAGAGUGUGAACCUGGACUUGAUGCUGCGUCACUCGUUUGUGCCGGAUUACACCGUACGCGCAGUGACGGACAUCUUCUAUUUGCGCGUGCGCCGCUCGCUCUACCUGGCCGCCAAACGUGCCACCCUCAUGGAGCGCUGCAAGAAGAACGAGGAAGUCGUCAGCAGCGGCGAUGUAUUUGACGAUGAGGUCGAGAAACUUCUUCAUUCCCUAGACGAUGAUGAUACUAGAAGCCAAGGCUCACCGGAACAAGUUCGCACCAGAACCCAGGGUCAGUCGUCAGGCCACACCAGUCCAAGCUCCUCUCAACGGCCCGGGUCGGAGCCAACUAACAACGGUCACCUGUUGACAGCCGCUUCAGAGCCAAUUCUCGGCCUGUCUCCGUCGCGCACCCCACCGCGCAUCCCCACUGCGCAUCGCAAUGCCGCGCAUGCGCCGAACAUUGAUCCCGAACGCACCUCGCUGCUGGGUGGGUCCAACGCUUCCCCCACCCCGCCCACUCCUCCCAGUCCGCCGCCGUCAUAGCAGUCAGCUGACAAUAGUGCCAUGUCAGCGGAAAGUCAGUGAAGUACCGGAACCUGAAGUAAUCUUGGUUAGGUUAGGUUAGCGAGCUGUAAUCUUAUGAUAGUGCUGUGUCAACGGAAAUUUAGUGAAGUAACCCAAAGUGAUCUUGGUUAGGUUAGGUUUACAAACUGUUAACUGGUAAUAGUGCUGUGCCAGCAGAAAUUCAGUGAAAUAACCUAAAGUAAUCUUGGUUAGGUUAGGUUAGAGAACUGAAAUCUGGUAACAGUGCUGUGUCAGCAGAAAUUCAGUGAUGUAACCUACAGUAAUCUUGGUUAGGUUAGCAAACUAUAAUCUGAUAAUAGUGUAUCAUCAGCAGAAAUUCACUGAUGUAACCUACAGUAAUCUUGGUUAGGUUAGCAAACUAUAAUCUGAUAAUAGUGUAUCAUCAGCAGAAAUUCGCCAUCUUGGUUGGGUUAGGUUUGCAAAUGAUAAUGCAGUCCUGAUGGAACAGAGCAUGAAGUAAUCCAAAGAAUUCUGGUAAGGUUAGGUUUGGUUAGGAAACAGUAUGUUUGGUGGAUUGGAGGGCAAAGUAAUCUAAAUAAUGACCUUUGUCAGGCUACAUUAUAAAAUGCUUCUCAAUUUCCCGAAAUUGACUCUUCCCUUUCGAAUUUUCUAAAUUCAGUCUUUUCUGAAAAAGACUAUUGCUUUUUUCUCACUACAAUAACUGCAAUUCACCAAAAAGUAAUUUAGUGUCAUCUUUAUCCUGUUUUCAUCAGCUUCGUUUUUGAAGCAAUAAACAUUUAAUAAUCCAACACAAACUAACCUAACUUAACCAUAUCAAGUUGGAUAGUUCUCCUCAUUUGGUCAAAAUAGAUGUAUUGUCAUUUCCAUGAUGUAAUCUGCUUUCUUAUUGAAGCAGCCCAUACAGUAACCUAACCUAACUAGAUCAAGUUGAAUAGUUCUCCUCAAUAUUGAUUGAAAAUAUUGUAUUGUCAUUUCCACUGUGUCGUCUGCUUUUGUAUUGAAGCAGGUAAUUCAGUAACCUAACCUAACCAAGGCUGCUUUAGCGUGUUCAACCUUGGUUCGUUUAGGUCAGGUUAGGUAAUGUUCCUUGGAAAGUUUGACUGCACUGGACAGCUUAAUUACUUAAAUAGUUUACCCCUAACUUGAAAUAGUAUAAUUUGUUAAAAUCUAUACUAUAGUAUAAUGGUAAAAUCUUAAAUAGUAUUACCAUCUAUGCUUGUAGAUAGUUUAUCACUAUGCAUUAUUUCACACUAUUUGUUAUAUUGUUAGGUUAGGUUGCAGAUCAGUCGUUUGGUCUCUUUAAAUGAGUGUUGUGGUAAGUUCCAUCUUUUAGAAGUUUAUAAGUAGAUUCAACAAUCAUUUGAUUGUUAUACAAUAAUGUGGUAAUUAUCAUUUGUUCUUAUUAAUUUCAUUAUUGUAUCAAUAUUUUACUAGUAUUUUAAUACCAUAAUAUUUUUUCAAUCUUUUGAUUGUUUUGCAUGAAUAAGUUCAACAACAACUUUUUUAUUGAAUAUCAUCAUAGAGAAACGUUAGCAUAAGUAGAUAUCCCAUGGUGUAGGGCGUUUAUGUCGCAACUUUUACUGUUAUCCCUAGCUGAUAGUUCACGUAGUUCUUGCCUAUGCAGC